GCAAUACUGAUUGGUAAAUUUAGGGCGGCGGGUCAAAUAGCGGUACAUAGGCGUUCAGAUUUGUUUACUUAAGUAUUUUAAAAACAUUUCAGAUUAUUUGAGUUUGGUUGACUUCUGUGUUAGGAUGAAGAGAUCUAUUUCAAAAACCAGCACAGAUUCCACAAAAAUCAAAGAAAAAGUGACAGCUAAUCGAGAUAGGUGUGACAGUGCUGCAGACCCAGUGAGGGAAGAAUGUGGCGGAAGUGUUGCCAACUUGACCAAUACGUGGGUGUUGCUGGUGCUGGUUGUAAGCACAUGCCUGAUGGCAGUGAACGUGUACGAGUUGCAACACAUUAAGGCCCACCAAAUCUCCGUGCAUGAUUUGAUGGCCUCUGUCGAAAGGAAGGAGGUGCCAGAAUUCGCAGAGCGGAAGCCAUCCUUUGUUGUUUAUGGGAAGAGCCCAGAAACCGGACACCUGAAGCACGUAUUUGCCGUCCUCGAGCGCCUGGGAUUCCAGCAAAAAGGGAAUGACUCCUCCGACUGGGACUUGAUGUGGGCCCACGACUACCCGUUCAGGUCCCUGUACGCUGAGCUCAGUCACCUCAAGCCUCAUCAGAAGGUUAAUCAUUUUCCUGGCUGUGGUUACAUUACCAACAAGGUGGAUCUUGCAACAUCCAACUUGCCAUACGUCCCACGCGCAUUCAGAAUCCCAGAUGAAAAAGAAAAAUUGGCAGAAUACGCCCGCUCACGUCCCCGCGCCAUGUUCAUCCAGAAGAGCAACAGCCACCGCGGCAUCCGCAUACGAGAGCUCCCGAAGCUAGACCUGGAGAGCUCCGGCACGUUCGUGCAGGAGUUCGUGGGAAAUCCUCUGCUCGUGGAUGGCUACAAGUUUGACAUCGGCCUGUACACCGUACUGACGUCAAUAGAUCCGUUGCGGGUAUACGUCUACAAUGGAGAGGUGCUCUUCAGAUUUUGUCCAGUGAAGUACCAUCCUUUUGACCCGGAAGUACUGGACAAGUAUGUCGUUGGGGAUGACUACCUCCCCGUGUGGCAAGUGCCGUCAUUGCAGAAGUACUAUGUGGACCUUGGGUACUCAAUGAAAGAAUCUUUCAAUGCCUACGUCAGGAGUAAAGGUCGGGACCCGACCAGAGUGUGGGAGCAGGUGGAGGAGGCCAUCCGGCUGGCGUACCUGAAGAAAGAGCCCCUGCUGAUUGAGGCCGCGGCACGCUACCAGUCGCCCAGGAAUUUCUUUGAAAUGGUCCGGUUUGAUUUUGUCGUGGACGAAGACCUCAACGUCUACAUGAUGGAGGCCAACAUGUCUCCUAACUUGUCGUCGGCCCACUUCCCCCCGAACAGGCUGCUGUACGAGCAGGUGCUGUUCAACUUGUUCGCCCUGGUGGGCGUCGGCCGCCGUUUGCACGCGCCAUCGCUGGAAACUAGGGACCGGGAGGAGGCGCUGAUGCAGGUCGCGGAGAAGAACGUAGCCGUGUCGGCGCCACUGUGCAGCGAGGCGCGCUGUGAGGCCUGCCUCGCGCCGGAGUGUGCGCCGUGCCGACCGUGCCUCUCCUCGGAGGCAGCGGGCAACCUCAGGCUCGCCUACCUGGAGCACGUCAACAGGAUGGACUGCAAGAGGGUGUUCCCCCCGGCCAUGUCGCAAACUACAAACAUCACGAGUGACCUUCAAGGUCUUUCUCCAGCCAACCAGAUGGUGUAUCGUUGGUUCUGGGGGAAGUGUGAACAAGACAAGUCGUGGUGCAGCUGAAAAUGGUCUUCGUCAGCAAGGUUUGUUGAUCCGGCUGACUGUCUGCUAGACCUGUGCGAAUGCUAGUUUAUUGAUGCGAAGCAAAUUUCAGAUUGAAUGUUUAAAAUAUUAGCUGAGUCAAAUCGAAUAGCGAAUACUGUUCUUGACAAGCUGGAUUACACUUAUUUUAUAAAAUACAAUAUUGAAGUAAAAAAAAUAUCAUUAAACAUUUGUAAUGUUAAAACUGAUUAAGUGAAAGCAAUUGGGACCUAUAUAUAACACCAUUUGAUAUCAUUAUAAAAUAAUCAUGCAUAAUAUUAAUAUUGAGCAGUUAUAAAAGCAAAUGGUGCACUUUUUUUUUGCAAUCAACUUUAUUCUAACAAAAAUAAACAAAAGAAAAAGCUAAAUAUUUUCAUGAGCAAAUCUGAGACUUCUAACGAUUUAAAGCUUUGCAACAAAUGCGAAACUUCACAUAAGAUGCGAAGCUUUGCAUCAUAACGAAGCUUCAAAUAAAAGGAAUAACAAAUUUUCUGGCAAAGUCAAAUCUAAUAUUAAAGAGAAUUAAGAUUGAUUCGCAUAGUCGAAGCUUCGCAUAGGCGUACCGUCUGCAAAAUAUCUUUUAUACUUUUUUUAGUACUCUGUGGUGAGCAUUGUAUCAAAACUGCCUCUAAGUUUGAGCCGAAACAGCGGUUUGCUGUACAGUCAGUCUUUCUCGGUUGGUUUGCAUAAUCAGUUGUUUUUUUUAUAUAGAACCAGAAAAUGUUUGUGUAACAUAACACCAUGGCAUUGUAAAUGGAGGGACUUUAUAUUAAUUGGAACCAAAAAUAAACUGUGGAAAAAAUUAAGUUAUUUUUUAGCUAGGUUUUUUCUGAUAGUUGCUUUAAUUAUUAUUAAAUAAAAACUGUUCACUGUUUUUUAUGAUGUUUGCACCAUCAACUUGGAUAAGUUUUGUGUACUUUAGCUGUGUGGUUAGUAUUCAUAUCCAUGUUUGGAAAAAAAAGGGGGUAAACACGUUUAUCGCUCAUAUUGUCACUAAUCAGUUAAAUUUAGUUCAAAAAAUACAUUUUUUUUUAAAUUGUUACUCAUACUAGAAUGUAGACUGUCAAAUCUACAAUAUGUAUGAUGUAUGAUAAGAUGAUAGUAUAUUUACAUAAAAUUUCCCAGAACACGCAGUAACUGUGUUCAGUGUGUUGUAAGUUGUUUUAAUUAUUUUUUAUUUUAAGAAUUUUUGGUAAGAUUGUUUGUGAUUGUGAUGCAUAAAAUAAAAAUAACACAUGAUGAUAUGAUGUUGAAAAGACUUAACUGUAUCUCAUUGGUGGACUUGGUGUUUCGUUGUUCUUUUAUAUUUUAUAUUUUAUUUGCAAUACACAUUGUGACUGUUAAUGUUAAAUUAUACGUAAUAUUUAUUGUACUAAUUUUAUUUCAAUCUCAUCAUUUGUUGUUUGAUGUAGUAGAUUUUUAUUAUGGUUGUGUGAAAUAUUGUUAUAAAAUUAAAGUAACCAGUGUUUAUUUUUUUUA
Molecule: messenger RNA, 3238 nt
Organism: Bacillus rossius redtenbacheri
Lineage: Eukaryota; Metazoa; Arthropoda; Insecta; Phasmatodea; Bacillidae
Gene: TTLL15
Product: probable tubulin polyglutamylase ttll-15
Exons: 10
Coding region: 125-1741 (538 amino acids)
Biological process (GO): protein modification process
Source: RefSeq, a predicted model, not a curated record